AUGGAUCAAAAUGUUAGUCAUGGUGUUGAACCUGUAAACAAUAUGAAGCCUCCAACUACUCCAGGGGCAUUGCUUGUGGAGUGUGCAAGAUGUUUCAAAUGGAGGUACGUACCUACAAAGGAGAGGUAUGAAGAAAUAAGGGAACACAUUUUGGAACGGCCCUUCUAUUGUGAAACAACUAGUGAAUGGCAUUCUAUUAAAAAAUGUGACGAUCCACCUGAUGUCACUGAAGAUGAAAGCGGACUCAAGUGGGUAAUUGAUGCGCCUAAUAUUCCUCAGCCUCCACCAGGGUGGGAACGUCUUAUCAAAUUCAGAACAAAAAGAGUCAGCAGGUAUUUUAAGCCGUCAUCGACAUCUGAGAAAACAAUACUUCGUUCCUCAAUUGAAAUUGAAAAGUAUGUUCUUAUUAUCAAGUUUCUUCCCAGGUACUUGGAGCAACAUCCGGAGGAUGCAACACAAAGUGCAAAGCUGGAUAACUUCUCAUUUCAGAUCCCAAGAUCAUUAGAGGAAGAUUAUAUUGUAAAUGGUGGUAUGAAUUUGUAUUAG
Molecule: messenger RNA, 546 nt
Organism: Solanum stenotomum
Lineage: Eukaryota; Viridiplantae; Streptophyta; Magnoliopsida; Solanales; Solanaceae
Product: methyl-CpG-binding domain-containing protein 2-like
Exons: 2
Coding region: 1-546 (181 amino acids)
Molecular function (GO): zinc ion binding; DNA binding
Source: RefSeq, a predicted model, not a curated record